Zalophus californianus (California sea lion) is the source of this 2700-nucleotide messenger RNA. RefSeq names its product proliferation-associated 2G4 (gene PA2G4). The coding region runs from base 439 to 1623 and encodes 394 amino acids. Lineage: Eukaryota; Metazoa; Chordata; Mammalia; Carnivora; Otariidae. The transcript has 13 exons. The record is from RefSeq and is a predicted model, not a curated record.
GCUCAGUGCUCCUGGUGGAUGUGGUUUUUCCGGGAGAGACCACGCUUCCCCUCAGGCUCGCCAACGGCUCCGCCUUCCCGCCGGAGCCUAACCCUUCCCAGCGUGCUCGGCGAUUCCGGCGUGCGAGGCCCUCGGAGGGCAAGGCCCCAGGGCCUGGCUUAGGGGCGCGAAAGGCGGGCUGGGAAUUGUAGUUCAAGAGUCCGCAAGGUCGGCUAGAGGCGGUCGGUAGAAAGGACUCGUUGUCCCAGCGUGCCUUGCGCCUCAGCCCGCGCGCUCGAGCUUCUCGCUCUCGCUCGCCCGCCCGCUCCCUUGCUAGCUCGCGCUUUUGCUCGCGCUCUCCUCGCGGAUCGAAGGGGCUCUAGCCACAGCCUGCGGCUGGGAGGGGAGACAGAGGCGGCGGCUCAGGGGAAACGAGGCUGCAGUGGUGGUGGUGGGAAGAUGUCGGGCGAGGACGAGCAGCAGGAGCAAACUAUCGCCGAGGACCUGGUCGUGACCAAGUAUAAGAUGGGGGGCGACAUCGCCAACCGGGUACUUCGGUCUUUGGUGGAAGCAUCCUGCUCAGGUGUGUCGGUACUGAGCCUGUGUGAGAAAGGUGAUGCCAUGAUUAUGGAAGAGACAGGGAAAAUUUUCAAGAAAGAAAAAGAAAUGAAGAAAGGUAUUGCCUUUCCCACCAGCAUUUCAGUAAAUAAUUGUGUAUGUCACUUCUCCCCUUUGAAGAGCGACCAGGACUAUAUUCUCAAGGAAGGUGACUUGGUAAAAAUUGACCUUGGGGUCCAUGUGGAUGGCUUCAUCGCUAAUGUGGCUCACACUUUCGUGGUUGAUGUAGCUCAGGGGACCCAAGUAACAGGGCGGAAAGCAGAUGUCAUUAAGGCAGCUCACCUUUGUGCUGAAGCUGCCCUACGCCUGGUCAAACCUGGAAACCAGAACACACAAGUGACAGAAGCCUGGAACAAAGUUGCCCACUCGUUUAAUUGCACACCAAUAGAAGGUAUGUUGUCACAUCAAUUGAAGCAGCAUGUCAUCGAUGGAGAGAAAACCAUUAUCCAGAAUCCCACAGACCAGCAGAAGAAGGACCAUGAAAAAGCUGAAUUUGAGGUACAUGAAGUAUAUGCUGUGGAUGUUCUUGUCAGCUCAGGAGAGGGCAAGGCCAAGGAUGCAGGGCAGAGAACCACCAUUUACAAACGGGACCCUUCUAAACAGUAUGGCCUGAAAAUGAAAACUUCGCGUGCCUUCUUCAGUGAGGUUGAAAGGCGUUUUGAUGCCAUGCCAUUUACUUUAAGAGCAUUUGAAGAUGAGAAGAAGGCCCGGAUGGGUGUGGUGGAGUGCGCCAAACAUGAACUGCUGCAGCCAUUUAAUGUUCUCUAUGAGAAGGAGGGUGAAUUUGUUGCCCAGUUUAAAUUUACAGUCCUGCUCAUGCCCAAUGGCCCCAUGCGGAUAACCAGUGGUCCCUUUGAACCUGACCUCUACAAGUCUGAGAUGGAGGUCCAGGAUGCAGAGCUAAAGGCCCUCCUCCAGAGUUCUGCAAGUCGGAAAACCCAGAAAAAGAAAAAAAAGAAGGCCUCCAAGACUGCAGAGAAUGCCACCAGUGGGGAAACAUUAGAAGAGAAUGAAGCUGGGGACUGAGGUGGGUCCCAUCUCCCCAGCUUGCUGCUCCUGCCUCAUCCCCCUCCCACCACACCCCAGGCUCUGUGAAGUGCAGUUCGUCUUCUCCACCCAGGACCGCCAACAGAGCAGGGUCUCCCUGCCCCCAUCCCUGUCCCCACCCAACCCCUUCCAACAACAACCAGCUCCAACUGACUCUGGUCUUGGGAGGCCAGGCUUCCCAGCCACCGAAGACUACUUUAAAUAGAAAAGAGAAAUUGAAUAAUAAAAUCAGGAGUCAAAAUUCAUCGUCUUCAAGCCCCUCUUUCUAGCCUUUUUCUACUACUGUCUGCUUGGUCAAGGUUUAUGGCCCUAAAACAGAACAGGGAGAAGGCUAAAGUAGCCACUACCACUAAAAACUCAGCUGAAAUUUUUUUAUACCACUCUAGUGUCAGCGUUUUCCCAUCUGUUGGGGCUUGUUCCUCUCUUUUCCCACUCUCCCCAGGUAUUUUACCAGGUCUCAAAAUAGAGAGGAGCUAUAUUCUUCAGAUUGUUUUUAUUCACAUGUGGCAGAUUCCUUUUCUGAUCCAGACUGUCUGGUUAGGCCCCUCUCAUUUUUAGGAGCCGGAGCCUGCAUUUACCAAGGGAUUCUCAUCUGUCAAAUGGAUCCUCAUUUGUAAAUCUCUUUAGUCAUUUUUGUUCCACAGGACUUUUUUUUUUGUCUUCACAAAGCUGUAAAGGAGUAAUCCAUCUCAACCUUGUCUAUUUCUUUGGAGUCAGUCGGGGUGCGGGGGGGCGGUGCAUUCCCUUGUUCCAUCUUAGAAACCUGAGCUGGAAGCUCAACUGUGGUUUUGUUCCCUGUUUGAAAUAUUUUGACCUCCCUCCCUGAAAGAAAGACCAGGAACCAGAGGAGCAGACUGACUGAAGAGACAACUCCUGGCUUUUUGAAGCUGUGGACUUGGAUUGGAUGAAUUGCUAGGGGUUUGGAGAGAAAGGUGAUGAAUUUCAGUACCUCUGGCAUGCUGUCCCAGGGAACUAGGGCUCCCGCUAACUUAUGAGGUUUUUAAACAUGUUGAAAAUGACAUGGCGUUAAAAUAAAUUUGGAUUUGCUCAUAAUCA